Molecule: messenger RNA, 756 nt
Organism: Columba livia (rock pigeon)
Lineage: Eukaryota; Metazoa; Chordata; Aves; Columbiformes; Columbidae
Product: olfactory receptor 14J1-like
Exons: 1
Biological process (GO): G protein-coupled receptor signaling pathway
Cellular component (GO): membrane
Molecular function (GO): odorant binding; G protein-coupled receptor activity; olfactory receptor activity
Source: RefSeq, a predicted model, not a curated record
GACCUGGGCUCCAUCUCCACCACUGUUCCCAAAUCCAUGGCCAAUUCCCUCUGGGACACCAGAGCCAUCUCCUACACAGGAUGUGCUGCCCAAGUGUUUCUGUUUCUCUUUUUAGCUUCAGCAGAAUAUUGGCUCCUCACAGUCAUGUCCUAUGACCGCUACGUUGCCAUCUGCAAACCCCUGCACUACGGGACCCUCCUGGGCAGCAGAGCUUGUGUCCACAUGGCAGCAGCUGCCUGGGCCACUGGGUUUCUCAAUUCUCUGCUGCAAACAGCCAAUACAUUUUCACUGCCCCUGUGCAAGGGCAAUGCCCUGGGCCAGUUCUUCUGUGAAAUCCCCCAGAUCCUCAAGCUCUCCUGCUCACACUCCUACCUCAGGGAACUUGGGCUUAUCAUGUUUAGUCUGUUAAUCAGUUUUGGCUGUUUUGUGUUCAUUGUGGUGUCCUAUGUGCAGAUCUUGAGGGCCGUGCUGAGGAUCCCCUCUGAGCAGGGACGGCACAAAGCCUUUUCCACCUGCCUCCCUCACCUGGCCGUGGUCUCCCUGUUUGUCAGCACUGGUUCAUUUGCCUACCUGAAGCCCCCCUCCAUCUCCUCCCCAUCCCUGGACCUGGUGGUGUCAGUUCUGUACUCAGUGGUGCCUCCAGCAGUGAACCCCCUCAUCUACAGCAUGAGGAACCAGGAGCUCAAGGAUGCCCUGAAUAAACUAAUGGCGGGAUGCUUUUCACAAAUAAUAAAGUAUCCGUCAUCUGCUCUUUAA